ACUACUUCCUGUUGUCUUCUUUUGCGUUUGCGCCAGUAGUAACAUCUGGCUUUUGAUCACGUGACUCCUAUGACGCUGAAAGUGUUUCGAAAUAAAACUGCAAUGGAAGCUCAAAACACUUUAGAGUUUUUGUGCCUCAAUUUAACAAAUUUAUUUUCGUAAUUUCCAUUUUGGCAAUUUUAUGUUUACUGGAAGCGCAGCUAUUGACUUCUUGUUUCUCAUGUGAUCACUUUCUAGCGGAAAGUUUGCUGACUGCUGGCUUAAAAUAGACCAUUCCAGUAGAUCAGCAAAAUCACACACUGAAAAUGUGCUGCUGAGAGUGAAAUCCGUGGGUGACGGCUCGGUCCAGAGGGACCAGUACGCGGGGUUCGGAGGGAUGUCCCGGCGCACGCAUGCGAACGCAGACAGCGCAUGAAUACUAUCUCCAGCAUGCCGCUUCGGAAGUAGGUCACCGCUCCGCCGAUCCGUGCACCAUGUCUGCAGCUGCUGCCGGCUGCUCGCUCCGUGGAUCGCCGUCCGCCUCGCUCCGGGUCCGAGCCGAGGUUCGGAACUAAAGACGGGCUGGGUCACCCGGCGGGACGCAGGAGAUUAAUGCCGACCUGACGCCAUCUGCUGCACAACCUUUGGAUGACGAGAUUUCGGCACAUCUGCUCACUGAUGCUGAGACCAUGGUGAAAGCGCAACAGAGCCAGCCGUUGCAGCGCGGGAAACUGCAGAAGAAGAAUGCUUGCAAGAAGAAAGGGGAACUCAAACAGAAGGGAAAUGUGGGAAAGAAUGAGAUUAUUAAAAAACGAAAGAAGGACCCAAGAGGUUUUUAUCGCGGGAAGCCGACUGGAGGAUUCGGUAAAGGAAAGUCCUUCUCCUGUUGCGUUCUGCUGACCCGUCUGGAUGAGAAACGAGUCAACAAAGAAAAGAAUGCAAAAUAUAAUCUGCAAAAGAGCGUCAAAGACAAAAAGAAAGAGCUCUCUGUUUCAAGAUCGACCAAAUCUGGACUUAUGUCAGCUUCCACCGCCAAUCAGCAAACUCCAGAACCAAAAACCAACCAAGAGGACGCCUUACUCAUGCUAGCUUCCCCGGUUGUCGAGCCUCGCAGGCGCAGAAUGGCCUCCCUGAACGCCGAGGCCGUCAACAGUUUGCUGCUCUACAGAGACGGCUCGAUGAUGGCCGACCUCACAAAGAAAUCACAGCCUUCAGGCGAAGACGCAGACGGGGAUCCAAAAGCCAAAAAUAUUUCUGCAGGAGGGAAAAGAGCCAAAAAACAGAAGGAUCAGGCGGAGAGCAUCGACUGGUUGACUUUGCUAGCACCGACGCCGCGACGUCAGGCAGGCCUCACCGCCGCCACGCUGCUCAAACUCACCGGUUCCCAGUACAAAACCAAACGACAGAAGAAGACAGAGUCCAAUCAGGGCGGCUCAAACGUUGACCCUGUCUGUGGAGGACCAACGCAGACCAAAACAAGAAAACCGCACUCCAAAUCAAAUGAGCUGCUGAAGCACAGAAAAUCGGAUGCAGAGUUCCCGGCUCAGUCCAAAAUGAGCUACUGCUGUGGUCAGUGUCAGCCGGGCACCACAGCGGGGCACGGCUUCCAGCGCGGCUCGUCGCUAGGAUUCCCCUUAAAAACAAUCAAAGAGGAGCAGAUGGAGGCAGAAGUCACUUCCUGCUUUUGCUGCUCCCAAGAGAGAUGCGUGGAGUACUGUCACAGACUGGCCCUCUUCCUGGAGGACAAGACCUUUAAGGAGCCGGAGGACGGCUCAAUGUCCGACGUGUUCCACCACCACCACCACCACCAUCACCAUCAUCACCACCACCACCACCACCUCCAGUCGCCCCAUUCUGUCGCCCACCCCGCCGCCAUUACCAUCAGCCCGCACACGUACACUUGCUUCCCGGGCUACUACGUCCACUUCACCCAUCCGGACAGCCCGCCAUCGCCAAUGCCGCCCCUGGCUUUGAGCCCAAGGAGCAGCAAGAGGCCAAAACUGCACCCCAGCGCCGGUCCACAACCCUCAGGGAUCAGACACCCGGUUUACUGCUGCACUUCAGUGGAGGCGUGUUACGGAGAGCCCUGCAGAAUCAAUGGCUACUCCUAUCCCAGUGUGAUUCCUGCCAUCACCAGAGGGGGGUGCCCUUACACCCCCAAAGACUGCGCCAAAUGCAACCAAGGCAUCAAAAGAGAAGAAUACUCGCCGAGUCUCGGUGAUCACCACGGCCCGUCCUUCAUCCCCAUGUGUCCCAGCCCCAGAGUUCUGACUGGCUGCCCCGUUCCCACUGUGCCUCCAGCCGGCCAAUCCGUGGCCCACGUCCAGACGCCACCCUCCAACCCCAGCCGACCACAGCCGCCGCUGCAGGUGGCGAAGGAGUGUCCGCAGAGUGCCAGGCCGCCCAGCAGCGGUUCGAGGUCCGGAGCCCGCGGCGGCCUGGCCGUCCCGCCUCUGAACCGGGACAAGAACCAGAGGCUCAGCGCCGCCUCGGUUGGAGGGCAAACGGUUCCCAAGCAGCCGAAGAACAGCCGGCAAAAAUCCACCAACGGCUGGAGGUCGCUGGGCCAGCCCUUUGAGAAGGAGGUUUUUGUUGUUGUAAGUAGAGACGGUCAUGCCAAAAGUCUUUUAGCAUCUUUCAAACAUUCUCUAUUAGAUUCAAAUUCGCUUUCUUUCUUCGAAUUGGAGAAAAAAUGUUGGUAAAAUAAGUCUGAUCAGUUUUGUGUCCACUCACAAAUUAGCCU
Messenger RNA from Xiphophorus hellerii (green swordtail), 2722 nucleotides. Its product is annotated as bromo adjacent homology domain-containing 1 protein-like. The transcript has 3 exons. The coding region runs from base 669 to 2681 and encodes 670 amino acids. Gene Ontology annotation, cellular component: chromatin silencing complex. Gene Ontology annotation, molecular function: transcription cis-regulatory region binding; chromatin binding. The record is from RefSeq and is a predicted model, not a curated record. NCBI's taxonomy places the organism in Eukaryota, Metazoa, Chordata, Actinopteri, Cyprinodontiformes, Poeciliidae. Gene Ontology annotation, biological process: heterochromatin formation; negative regulation of DNA-templated transcription.